AUGAGAGUGGUGACGAGACUUGUGGGACUGGCAGUGGCUUUCACGGUCCUCCUCCAUUACUAUUGUUCGGUUAGGGAAUGUUCCAAUGAUCUGAUUCAACUCUGCCAUUAUACUUCUCCAAAAACGUGGCAUUAUCAGCUACUGGAACAGAGUGAUAUCUACAGGAAUACUCUGUGCCCAGCAGUGACUUCGGUACAUAGCGAAUAUGCUCAUCGUAUCAAACCGCCGUUGUUGAGAUUGGGAGAAGAUCUAGAACGCAAGGUUUACACUCCAUUGGUGGUGUGUGUCAAGGAGCAGUACUCCAAUUUCGAUUCUGAGCCGUAUGUAGAGUGGGUAUACAGGCGUUUGAAUGCUGUGACCCGAAAGAUACGGUUCUACUACAACGUUUUCGUCAAACCAAGAAUUAUGAAGCUGCUGUACCAGCUCAAGUUGGACGAGUACUGCUACAGGAUCCACAAUAGGAUUGGUCCAUUUCUGGAAAAGGCUAGGUUUAUUCUGCACUGUUUGAGGCCGUACACCGAGAAGGCUAAAGUUUCGAUGGAACAGGGAUACCGGGGGCUUAGAAAAGUAUACUACCAGUCCUCGCAUUGGAUAGGCGAUGGUUUGAUAAGUGUAAGGAAUUCUGCAGAGCGUGAACUCGUCAGCACUAGCGAAAGUGAAUUGGAGACCGAUACCGAAUCUGAGUCAGAAACAGAAAACGAAGAAGAAGAAUCUGACGAAGGUGAGGACUAUGAUGACGUUGAAACUGAAACUUUAACAUCUACCGUUGUGGUUACAAUGACUUUGGAUGACACGAAUGGUGUGGUGGCAUCGGGUACAGCAAAGACAGAGACUAAUAACAUAGAAGUGUCAGAGCAGGAGAUGCUGCAAGAAGAGAUCAAUGCCUGGUAUAGUUUGAUCGAUAGACAGUCUCGAAGCUUGAUUAAGACCUUCAACGAUGACGCUGACAAAUUUGUUGACGAAAGAAUCGAAGUAUUAGCACCAGAGCUGAGAAAUAAGACACAAGUACUAUCGAAAAAAUCUCAAACCGAGUUUCAGAAAAUCACAAGGGCUAUUCAAGAUAUCAACUGUACUACAUCAAUCUAUCCUAAAACUGGCGAAAUCAUCUACUUUGAUCGGUCUGGAACCACAAAACUAUCUCAAUACAUAACCAGGCCUUUGAUGCGUCAAAUGUUCAACGAAACUAAAACUGAACUAGAGGCAAUGGUGUUGGAAAUCCAAAGUGAUUUGAAAAAUCUGACCGAUGAAGUUGAAAAGAAAGUUAAAGUUAUACGUGAAGACAUCUUGGAAGUAUAUGAAGAGUGGGGCGACGUAAUGAUCAGCGAAUGGUCCAAGAGACUAGCUUACAUCGAUGUUAUCGCCGGUCAUUUGGAAAACAGUGAAAAGAGUUCUACCACUUCAUCAGAUAACUGGAAAAAAUUCUUGAAACUCAAGAAGCAAGUCAUCAGUCAAAGAGAUGAGCUUGCCAGUAAGCCAGCGGAGCUGAAGGUAAUGAAAGAAUUCGUCAACAAGGUGGAAUACAUUCUCAGUAUCAUUACGAAGGAGUCCGGUGAAUACACUUAUAUUUUGAGAUCAAGAGCUAAUUUAGCCUUCCAGGAGCGUGAAAAACAAGAACGCGAGAAUUUCAGAUUGGAGCAGUUAGCUCAACAGAACGCCGAGGAAGCUCGCGAAGCCCUAGCUCAAGAACAAGGUCAAGAACAAGGUCAAGACCAAGAACAAGGCCAAGGUCAAGUUCGAGCUCAAAUUCAAGAUCAUGCUGGCCAAGCGCCUCUCAUAGAGGAGUUUAAGGAAUCUCAUGCAUGA
This is a messenger RNA of Zygotorulaspora mrakii, 1803 nucleotides long. RefSeq lists its product as uncharacterized. Bases 1 to 1803 code for a protein of 600 amino acids. The transcript has a single exon. The record is from RefSeq and is a predicted model, not a curated record. Lineage: Eukaryota; Fungi; Ascomycota; Saccharomycetes; Saccharomycetales; Saccharomycetaceae.